ACAACACGCCUUCGACUGAAGCAUAGUAACUCAACUGUCUCUGUUAUAAUGUAUAGUAUGAUAAUCACACUUGAUACUUAUUGCUCAGCCUUAAGAACAUUUCGACGCAAAAUCCGUACAAAGUGAUGUUAGGCCAUAUCGUUAUAAGUUCGGCCGAACCGGACAAGAACCAAGCGUGUUUGGCCGUCGGUUCGGUUUUCCAUCCAAACAGCAUGAUCACCAUCGUUUUGAUCAAGGUAAAGCCGGAAAUUCAGAUCACUCUAUUUGUCGAUUACCAGCAGCUUAGAUUCAACACAAACCAAGACGUUAACGAAGACUGCGAAGUAAUGUACUGGUCUCAGGUGAAGACUUCGGAAAAAAAGAACUUUUUCUUUGAUUAUGAGCUAGUCAACGAAGUCCCAUGCCGUUACGACGUUUGUCAUUAUUCGGCGGACGGCAGUUGCCCAGUGGAGCACGCGGUUUUGGUGGACGUGUCGGCUACCAUUGUGUGUCAUUCUCACAUAAUGGGAUUUGCCGAAUUCGGGCGCGACGGCCAGCCUGAAGUAAUGUACCACAAGAUCACACAAGAUAUUAUAGAAUGGCUGAUGUCAUUGACUAUCGAAGAAGUCUAGAUAUUACUACUAUGGACAGGGAUGAUUAAAUCGGAAUUGUUCACCAUAGAAAACUAUUC
Molecule: messenger RNA, 670 nt
Organism: Adelges cooleyi (spruce gall adelgid)
Lineage: Eukaryota; Metazoa; Arthropoda; Insecta; Hemiptera; Adelgidae
Exons: 3
Coding region: 126-611 (161 amino acids)
Source: RefSeq, a predicted model, not a curated record